Messenger RNA from Ustilaginoidea virens, 1185 nucleotides. RefSeq lists its product as uncharacterized. Bases 1 to 1185 code for a protein of 394 amino acids. Gene Ontology annotation, cellular component: cytosol. Gene Ontology annotation, biological process: S-adenosylmethionine biosynthetic process. Gene Ontology annotation, molecular function: ATP binding; methionine adenosyltransferase activity. The record is from RefSeq and is a predicted model, not a curated record. The transcript has 3 exons. Lineage: Eukaryota; Fungi; Ascomycota; Sordariomycetes; Hypocreales; Clavicipitaceae.
AUGCCUGGCGUCAACGGCACCAAUGGAGCUGCCCCCCAAGGCACCUUCCUGUUCACUUCCGAGUCUGUUGGUGAGGGCCAUCCUGAUAAGAUCGCCGAUCAGGUUUCCGAUGCUAUUCUCGAUGCCUGCUUGGCCGAGGAUCCCCUCUCCAAGGUUGCUUGCGAGACGGCCACCAAGACGGGUAUGAUUAUGGUCUUUGGUGAAAUCACCACCAAGGCCAGGCUUGACUACCAGAAAAUUGUCCGUGACACAGUCAAGGAUAUUGGUUACGAUGACUCAUCCAAGGGCUUCGACUACAAGACGCUCAACCUGCUCGUCGCCAUUGAACAACAGUCGCCCGACAUUGCCCAGGGCUUGCACUACGACGAGGCCCUCGAGCGUCUCGGCGCUGGUGACCAGGGUAUCAUGUUUGGUUAUGCUACCGACGAGACCCCCGAACUAUUCCCCCUUACCCUCCAGCUCGCUCACAAGCUGAACGCUGCCAUGUCGGCAGCCCGCCGCGACGGCUCCCUCCCCUGGCUCCGCCCCGACACCAAGACGCAAGUCACGGUUGAGUACAAGCACGACAACGGUGCUGUUGUCCCUGUCCGCGUCCACACCGUUGUUGUAUCCGCCCAGCACUCGGCCGACAUCACCACCGAGCAGCUGCGCAAGGAGAUUCUCGAAAAGAUUAUCAAGAAGACCAUUCCUGCCAAGUACCUUGACGAGAGAACCAUCUAUCAUAUUCAACCCUCUGGUCUGUUCAUCAUCGGUGGUCCCCAAGGUGAUGCUGGUUUGACGGGCCGUAAGAUCAUUGUCGACACUUACGGUGGCUGGGGCGCUCACGGUGGUGGCGCUUUCUCAGGCAAGGACUUUUCCAAGGUGGAUCGUUCUGCUGCCUAUGUCGGCCGCUGGAUCGCCAAGUCUCUGGUCAAUGCCGGUCUCGCCCGCCGUGCUCUUGUCCAGCUGUCAUACGCCAUUGGUGUUGCCGAGCCCCUGUCCAUCCACGUUGAUACAUAUGGAACCUCUGAGAAGAGCUCCGAGGAGCUGGUUGAGAUUAUCCGCAGCAACUUCGACCUGCGUCCCGGCGUCAUCGUCCGUGAGCUUAACCUGACGCGCCCCAUCUACCUCCAAACGGCCAAGAAUGGUCACUUUGGCACCAACCAAUCCUUUACCUGGGAGCAGCCCAAGCACCUCAGCUUCUAA